Molecule: messenger RNA, 207 nt
Organism: Cylicostephanus goldi
Lineage: Eukaryota; Metazoa; Nematoda; Chromadorea; Rhabditida; Strongylidae
Source: the annotation of a GenBank genome assembly
AUGAUCUCCACUGAUAAUGUCACGCGCGAGGCUUGUGCGCAGGAAGAUUUGGAUAUCACACCUCAGUUGGAAACUAUAGUGAUAGAUGUUUUAUCGCAAGCUAUACCGGUUGUUUUGCUGUCAUCAGUUGUAGUCAACUUCUCAUCUGUGUUCGCCUAUUACAUCAACCCGAAACUAUGUAUCAAGUAUAACUGGGAGAGUUUUGCG